Molecule: messenger RNA, 273 nt
Organism: Botrytis sinoallii
Lineage: Eukaryota; Fungi; Ascomycota; Leotiomycetes; Helotiales; Sclerotiniaceae
Exons: 2
Coding region: 1-273 (90 amino acids)
Source: RefSeq, a predicted model, not a curated record
AUGGACUGGCAAAGGGCCAUGGUUAUGGUUAUUGGGCAUGACCCUGAACCUUUCGCAGAAGAGAUGUGGAGGAUUCUAAAGAUUACCAAGAGUAUUGACAGGAAGUAUACCCAAUUUGCAUGGCAACAAUGCAAUGAAGCAUUGUUUAAUCUUAAUGAUGCUGAUCGUUCAACAAAUAAAGUCCUUGUUGCUCCUGGUUGUGGCCAUUUUAUUCAGAAGGACAAUCCUCAAUUUUUUUCUACGCAAUUGGAGGAUCCAAUUUCAAGAAUUUAG